Didymella exigua CBS 183.55 is the source of this 1582-nucleotide messenger RNA. RefSeq lists its product as uncharacterized. The record is from RefSeq and is a predicted model, not a curated record. The coding region runs from base 317 to 1543 and encodes 408 amino acids. The transcript is spliced from 3 exons. Lineage: Eukaryota; Fungi; Ascomycota; Dothideomycetes; Pleosporales; Didymellaceae.
CGGGGACAACGGAAUGGGAACUGGACCUUGCACCGGAAGUGGAUCUUCUUAAGGAGGACGGCACGGAGUGCUUACACAGAGUCAUGUCACUGGAGUUCAAGGACCAUAAUCAAGUACUAUGGGCCUUGCUCCAAAACCUUAUAUUUCUAGUUUCCAGCUCCUCUUGCCGAUUUACCUCCUAAACAUGGAACCUUUCAUAUAGGCGUUGAUCUACAGUUUUCUCACCGAAUUGCUCUACGGUUCGCCGAUUGGAUCCCGCCAAUUUUGGUCCGCUUGUUCGCUUGAUACCAACGGUCCCAAGAAUCAGUACACUAAUAUGCAAGACCGCGGAGGGCAAAUUGCAGCCGUUGCCAUAACUUUCCUCAUCCUUUCGUGGGUGACCGUUGGAUUACGGUGCUAUGUCAGAACAUUCCUCGUGAAAGGGUUUGGCCUGGACGACAAGAUGAUGAUCGUAACACUCGCCUUCUUCACGGCAUACCUCGCAUGCCAAAUCGGCGGUGCCGUACACGGAUCCGGUGCGCAUCGUGAGAAUCUUACAGAUGAGCAAGCGCAGACUGCUCUCCAUUACUGGUUCUUCUGCGAAGUGUUCUACACCAUCUCUACGUCAAUCUUCAAGAUAGCCAUCGGCCUGUUCCUGCUACGCAUUACAGUUGCCCCACUUCACAUCUGGAUCAUUUGGUUCAUCAUGGCCGUAUCAGCAGUAGUCGGCGCCUCAUACACAUUGCUGGUACUAUUGCAGUGCAGGCCCAUGUCCUUCUGGUGGGAUCUGAAUCCUGACCACACCGGCACCUGUAUUCCGGCAACGUUGGUCAUGUACUUGACAUACGCUGUCUCAGCGCUGAACUCAGUCGCUGACUGGACUUUUGGCAUACUACCCAUCUUCGUUGUAAAAGACUUGCAGAUGAAGCGCCGCGUCAAGGUCAUCGUCAGCGGAAUUAUCGGCCUUGCCGCAAUUGGCUCAACAGCAACUAUUAUCCGCCUCCCCUACACCUCAAGCCUCGGUCAAUACAAAGGCGACUUUCUCUACCGCACUACCGACUUCGCAAUCUGGACUACCGUAGAAGUCGGCAUCGGGAUAACAGCGGGCUGCAUCGCGACGCUCAAGCCCCUCUUCAAAGCGGUCCUGGGCUCCACGGGCCAAAACUCCGGCAUGCCAUGGUCCAAGGGUCCGGCAGGCUUUCAAUCGAAAAUUGGUGGAAGCUUUGGUACCCAGCAGGCUCUCGAGGACCUGCGGCCUGCCGGCGAAAGAACGAUCCGGACUACCACCGUCACCGGCGGGCGCGGGAGCAGCAGCGAUGAGGAAAACUUUCUGGAUACAGGGGCGCCGGAGGAGCGGUGGGAGGGUAUACGGAAGGGCGUCACUACAACAGUUACAUCUAUUGAAGUCAAACCCGAGAAGACGGGAGCUAAGGUAUCAGGGGACUAUACUCAUGGGAUGCCAAAGGCGGACAAGCGGAGGAGUCUUAGUCUGGGGCAGCGCAGCAAUAGUACGCUCGAUGAAGGGGAGAGAAAACCUGUUGGGACAUUUAAUCCGUUUCAGUAGAUCUGGAUAAUUGUACAAUGAAUUAAUAAUGCACACUCG